AUGAUCCAGAGAUACUUCCGUUGCUUGUCUGGGGACCAAUCUGAUCAGAUCAGUGGGAGCAGGAGUAAUAGGCAGAAGAAGGGAGGGUGGGAAAUAUACAGUUGGAAGGAGCUGAUGAAAGCCACAAACAACUUCAAUGAGGACAACAAGAUCGGGGAGGGCGCUUUUGGUGAUGUUUAUUGGGGUCAUACUUCUAAAGGCGUCGAGAUAGCGGUGAAGAGGGUGAAGCAUGCGAUGAGCAAAAGAGCAGAGAUGGGGUUUGCAGCGGAAGUGGAGGUACUGGGGAGGGUGAGGCACAAGAACCUGCUGGGGCUGAGGGGAUUCUACGCCGGUGGGGAUGAGAAGCUGAUCGUAUAUGAUUACAUGCCUAAUCACACCUUAACCGCUCACCUCCAUGGCCAACUCUCCAACCAUUUCAUCUUAGAUUGGCCCCGUCGAAUGACCAUUGCCGUCGGAUCUGCGGAGGCACUCGCGUAUCUGCACCGCGAGGCAAACCCUCACAUAAUACACCGAGACAUAAAGGCGAGCAAUGUCCUUUUGGAUUCGGAGUUCGAAGCAAAAAUUGCUGAUUUCGGUUUCGCCAAGCUCAUCCCGGACGGUGCGACCCAAUUGACCACCCGGGUCAAGGGAACUCUCGGGUACUUGGCUCCGGAAUACGCCAUGUGGGGCAAGGUUUCCGAGAGCUGCGACGUUUACAGCUUCGGCAUUUUACUUCUAGAAAUCAUUAGCGCAAAACGACCCAUAGGCAAGCUCCCGAGCGGCGCAAAGAUCCAUAUUUUGAAAUGGGCUGCCCCGUUUGUUCGAAAGGGUGCCUUUGACCGAAUAGUUGACCCGAGGUUGCAGGGUCGGUUCGAUCGCGCGCAGAUGAAAUCGGCGGUGCUGACGGCGAUGAGAUGCACCGAUGACGAUCCGCAGAAACGGCCGAGCAUGGCGGAGGUGGUGGAGUGGCUCAAGGGCGGCUUGCAGAGAUGA
This is a messenger RNA of Malania oleifera, 972 nucleotides long. Its product is annotated as PTI1-like tyrosine-protein kinase At3g15890. The transcript is spliced from 4 exons. Gene Ontology annotation, molecular function: protein kinase activity; ATP binding. Lineage: Eukaryota; Viridiplantae; Streptophyta; Magnoliopsida; Santalales; Ximeniaceae. Gene Ontology annotation, biological process: protein phosphorylation. The record is from RefSeq and is a predicted model, not a curated record. The coding region runs from base 1 to 972 and encodes 323 amino acids.